AAGACAAACCAACUAUAUACGAUCUGCCAAUUAGUCCUUUAUAUGGUGUCAUAACUGCUCCGUGUGUAACACCUUCAAAAAAUCAAGAUGACAAACAUUACUUCACUAUGUCUCGAAGAACAUACGACCCAUUUAAAGGUGGAUACACAUCAAUGGACAUUCCAUGUUUUUAUGAUCCUGAAAAUGGUCGUCACGGUGGUGUUGCCAAUGCUACAAAAAACGGGAAACAAAUUUUUACUGUAGCAGGCGAG
Entrophospora candida is the source of this 251-nucleotide messenger RNA. The record is from the annotation of a GenBank genome assembly. Lineage: Eukaryota; Fungi; Glomeromycota; Glomeromycetes; Entrophosporales; Entrophosporaceae.